AUGUCUGCUCCUGUUGGUCCUCUUCUUGCCUCGCUCAGAACCCUCCCAGAGCGUUCUCGCCAGGGUGUGAACAACCUUCGCCAAAGGCUUUUCCAGCAGGGUGAGAAACCCAAGAAGGAAGGUCACUUCCUGCGAACCUCUUUCAGUGUUCACCGUCCUGUUUGGAUCACCGCUGCCGGUGGCGCGUACACAAGUGUGGCAGCCGUGCUUCUCACCAUGCGAUACCUCAGACGCGCCGUUCGAUAA
This is a messenger RNA of Penicillium waksmanii, 246 nucleotides long. RefSeq lists its product as uncharacterized. Lineage: Eukaryota; Fungi; Ascomycota; Eurotiomycetes; Eurotiales; Aspergillaceae. Bases 1 to 246 code for a protein of 81 amino acids. The transcript is spliced from 2 exons. The record is from RefSeq and is a predicted model, not a curated record.